Aphanomyces invadans is the source of this 5279-nucleotide messenger RNA. RefSeq names its product TKL protein kinase. Lineage: Eukaryota; Oomycota; Saprolegniomycetes; Saprolegniales; Verrucalvaceae. The transcript is spliced from 11 exons. Gene Ontology annotation, molecular function: ATP binding; protein kinase activity. The annotation marks the transcript as partial. The record is from RefSeq and is a predicted model, not a curated record. Gene Ontology annotation, biological process: protein phosphorylation.
AAAUGACGCGACCAGUUCCCGACAGCAACGGCGGCGGCAUGGUGGCCGGGUCGUACAAUGGGUCGUAUGUAUCCCACGACAGCAUCUUGCUGACCAAGUCGAAUUCCAAGUCCCCGUACAUCUUGUCCUCUUUCACAGACGUCGACUGGUAUGACUUGAACGUGACGCCGAACACGCGCCACGGGCGCAAUUCGAUCAGCGUCCUCCUCGGCCUCGACUCGAUGCAGUCGUUGAUUACGAUGAGCCAGAAGGGAGAACGUCUCCCGAUGAUGGAGCAUACGACAACGUACCCGUCGACAAGUCCAAUGUCGGGUCUAUACCGCCGGGUGCUUCCACGGCGGUGGCUCGAAAGCCACGCAUUGCGACGGCUCAUGAGCAACUGCGACGCCACCGAGAUGUGGGUAGCGUUACUCGUGACGUUGGUUAUGCUUAGCAUUGCGUUUGCGCUGGCACAUCUUGUCGAUCGCAAAAGCAACAAUCUCGGCAUCCACCUCCUCUGUAUGGCCGCUCCAGACAACUUCAGCGCAAAGACGGCCAUCCUCGCGUCACCGUACUCGAUGCUGAGCUCAAUGGUACUCACUGGUAGCUGCAUCGUCAUAUUUGGCGUGUCUCUCUACCUCGCAAUUGAGUGUACUCACUACAAGCGUACGAUCUUGGCAAAUCGGACGAACACCAACCUCACGUCCGUGUUCGUGCUACCCUGCUACGAGUACGUUUGGUACGUCCUCGUGGUGCUGGCGCUCGCCGGUAUCGUCGUGUCCAUGGCGGCGCUGCAUAUGUCGGUGGCGAGGUUCACGCGGCAUCGCAAAACGUUUUGUUUUUUUCAAUUUUUGCCGACUUCGUGGAUACGCCAGCUCGUGCCUGUCAUGAUGAUCCAAAAAUCAAUUUCCAAGGCGGCGGUGCAUCGGUCCAUCAGCUUAUCGGGACUCAUGAGCGCGUCCAUGCUGAGUGUGCUCUUCCUCGAGCGAAGUGUGCCAACCUUCUUCAUCGCGUUCCACUGCUGCCUCUUGGCGUUUUACACUUGGGUCAAGCACAAGAGCUGCGUCCGGGCAUCGUUUGACUACGUCUACCUCGUUCUCUGCUUGACGUCGGCAGUUGCUCUCGCGCCACCGAUUCUACUUCUGUUCCGAUCGGAGAUCGAUCGAUCCAUUCUCGUCUGCGUCGUACAGAACGUUGUGGAUUCGUUCUUCAUCCUCGCCAUCAUGCUCACUCUGCGCGCCGAUACAAAGUACUGGCUUGGCAUCGACUACAAUUCACUGCACACAAACGAUCCUGCCCGAGUUUACCUCCGCUUGAUUGCCGAGCAAGGCAUCGCGUCGUCGUUUUCGACACGCACAUCGGUGUAUGACGUGCAUUUCAUGAUCGAAGAGUUCAAAUCCAACAUGAUUGACUUUUCCACGCUCCGUCUCGAAGCGGUCGUGGCACAGGGCGCGACGGCGGUCGUGUUGCGGGGCAGCAUGCACCAAAACAGCAAACUCAUGCACACGCCGGUGGCCAUUAAAAUGUACACGUCGCUGUUUGUCACGGAGGAGGACGUGCAUCGGUUUUCAAAAGAAACGUCGUUCAAUGUCCAGCUCUCCCAUCCCAACAUUGUCCGAUUUCAUGGCCUGUGUGUGGUCCCGCCCGCAAUCUGCUUGAUCUUUGAGUUCUGCGAAUUGGGGUCCCUCGAAGUCGCACUCGACACGGACUACGGUCGGGCGCUCGAUCUCGCGACGCGACUCAAGAUGUGCCUCGAUGCAUGCCUCGCCGUGGCAUAUCUACAUAGUUUUGACCCACCUCUCUUGCAUCGCGACAUCAAGACGGCCAACCUCCUCCUCGCGACGAACGGUCUCUUAAAACUGAGUGACUUUGGCGAGUCCAACUUGCUCGGCCCCAAAAGCGACGGCACCAUGACAAUUGUCGGGUCGGUCGAUUUCAUGGCGCCCGAAAUGAUCUUGGGCGGGAAAUCCAAGUCGGCCGUGUACGGCACCCCCGCCGACGUGUACAGUCUUACGGUCACAUUGUGGCACAUCCUCGUGCCAGGUAUUGCGCCGUGGUCGGGGCGGUCGCAUUUCGAUGUGUACACGGAAAUCAUUCAAGGCCAACGGCCGCCACUUCCAGACAACUUGGCGCCAGGACUAGCCGACCUGCUGCGACGUGGGUGGGCUCCCGAGCCCCACAACCGCCCCACAGUCGACACCAUGGCCAAGAUAGUGCACACCAUGUGGCUCGAAACGUGCCAUCGACUACCAUUACCACGCACCACGCGACUGGCGCUGUGAAGAGGACAAGUGCUUCUAUUUAUGACAUUACUAUGGUUGUGCAUCGGGCUUCUUCUUGGAUGAUUUCUUCGCCCCCUUGGACGUAGCCUUUUGCUUCUGCAAUUGCCGCUGGCGCCGCAGAGCGUUUUGCUUGCGUUGUUUCUCUUCUUCUUGCAGGGCGAGCCAUGUAGCAUCGUUUCCUACCGGUUCCAGUGGGCCUGCCGAUGUAAUCAUCUCGGGCACGAUCGAGGCGACGGAAGGUUGGCCCAACUUGAUCGUGCCUUCUACUGGAGCCUUCUGGCGCUGUUUUGCCACUGGAGAUGGGGCUGCCUUGUUGUUGCGGCGUUUGCUUGGUUUGAAUGCAAACAGAUCGUCUUCAUCGGCUGCAUCAACCAAGUUCAGGUCGACCACGUCGUCGCCGAUCUCAACGUCUGCCUCAGUGUUGUACAGCUGAUCCAGGUUGGCGGCAGGCACCGUCGUUGCUCGACUUUCGAUUGCGUCUGCAAUCUUGUCUAGCACAUGCGCUUGGCCUGGAGUUGCCAAGAGGGAAGGAGAGGUCGCUGCGAGUGUCAAAAUUUCUGGAGGUGUCUCCUGGUGGAGCACCGCCGAAGGGGUUGGUACCUCGAACAGCUCUUUCCUCAACAAACCUUGACCAUUUGAUAGUUCUCUUGACAGAGCGUCGACUGGAUCCUGGACGGUUGCAGAAGUGGUGGCCGCAGCGUCUUGGGUCGAUGGUCCAAACUCGUCCUCCGAGAACAACUUUUCGUUGACGACUGCGGGUGGGUUGUUGACACGGAUGGGUUCAAAAGCCGACGUGGGAGCCGCGCUGCCCGUUCCGAACAAAUCCAUUUCAAAGCCGUCGACUGGCAUGGCAGGUGUCAUGCUGAGGACAGCUUGCUCCUGAGUCACUUUCGGUGCAUCAUCGUGAACGCCAUGUGAAGGUCCGUCGCCAAUAUCUCCUUCGACGUCCCCCGAAGGAGUGGUUGGGGGCCGACACAGGCUGAACCCAUUCAUGUCUGCAGUCGGUGCCUUCCACCGUGAUGGCAAUACAGAAUCGACCGGACUGCUUGUACGAUGCUUCAGACUGGGCAACUCAUCAUCGGCGGAAGAGACGCGUGCGAAAUGCGAUGACUGUGGAGGUUCAGGGCCUGACAACAUGUCGCCUUCCGUCGACGAUGCGGUUCGUUGGGACUGAGGGAAGGAGGCACUUGCACUUGUAGCUGCCAUCGACUCGUCGGGUUCACUGCCAUGUCCCGCAUCGAUCUGCGGCUGCGCUUUCACCACCUCAGCGGUCCGUUGACUUUUUGUGUCAAAGGGCACAGCACCCUUGUCGCGUGAAUCGCUCUGAUCAACUUCGCACUCUUCGGCCCUCAACACACCACCAGACUCGAACAGGUUGUCAAACUUGGGUGAAUUGUGGCCAGCCAGGCGGGUCAGGGGUUCUGCAUUGGAUGAGGUUCUCGGUGGUCGCAGUAAGUCCAUGGACUCAUCUUCAAAGAGGGCGUCGAUGACGUCGACGGCUUUCGACGUGUUCGCCUUUGACAUGCCAGAUGCAUGCCGCGAACGGCGUUUUGACAUGCUGACAUUGGUGGCCGUUGGUUCAGUCUCGACGCCAUCGGGUCCGACCUCACAGUCCUCUCUCCCGGACACGUGCGCACUGGCCGACACGAACUUGCGACGCUGCACGACCGUUUUCAAACUCGGCAACGCAUCCUCAUGGUCGAUGUCCUCAUGGUCCGACGCAAAUGGAUCGUCCAUGUUGACGACAUGGCGAGGACGAGGACUCGUCUGACCUUGUUCGGACAUGCCUGGUGCCAUCAAGGCAGCAUCGCCGUCAGGCACCUUCGCCAACUUGCGCUUGGUUUCCGAGCGAGUGUUGUCACCUUCCAUGUCGCUGCCUUCGAUCUCGCUUCCUCCGUACAAGUUGUCUAGCUUGGCCGUGUCUUGGAACAACGCGUCGAUGUUGUCGCUGUUCGUUUUCGCUGUUUUUUUCGAGGAUUUCGCGGCAGCAAGGCGUGAUGUCCUCUGGCCAUGUACUACCUUUUGGCGCUCCUCAUCCGACGCAAACAGUUUGUCCAUGUGUGCCUUGGGCAACGGGUGAUCCCCUUCAACGCGAUGACGGGCCGAUUUCCUUGUUUUGCGUCGGCCGCCCGAUGGUUCCUGCUCUUCGUUGGGCCUUUCGUCUUCAGUCGGCAUGUCGUCUGCAUCGUUGCCGUACAAGCUGUCCAACUUGGCCGCUUCCGACUCGAAGAGAUCGGCAAACGAGUCCUUUCGUUGUACGGCAUUGCGACCGGCUGCCCGCGAUGGCUGUUUAUGUGGGCGUCGCAUUCGCUCGUUCGGAACCUUGUCGUCAUCGUCGAAGAUGCUCGCAGCCGUGCUAUGGCGCGGCGACCUCGCCCGUCGCUCACGCAGUAGCAGUUUGAGCUCCGCCAGCUCGGAUUCCAAACUCGUCAAUUUAUCGACUAUAAGCGAUUGGCUGUCGACACCUCCGCCGCCAUGUUCCCUCGGCGCACUAGAGACAGCACCCGACGGGAUGGACGCAAAGGCGCCCAACGAACGGCCCAGGGCAACCACGUACGUCCCAGUGACCGGGUCGUACUCGUACUCUUUCGACGACACGGUCGCGCCAAAGAUGUCUCCGUCCGAUGGGCGGGAAUUCGUGGGGGCGGAAGUCUGCGCCAGUUGACUCCAUCCCGAUUUCACACCGGUUGACACAGGCUGGGUGGAAAAACGAUCGACUAGCAGCUGUCCUGGUCUUGACGAUCCGAAAUUGCCGUACGGGUUGGCCCAUCCUGCCUGCCGCAUUGGAUCGGCCGAACCUGGUUUACCACUCGAAGGCGGCGAUGCCAACAGGUCGUCGAACGUGUCCCGGCGAGUUUUUGUCGUGGAGUCGACGAUGUUUGAGCUUGUCAGUGUCGAAUUUGCGGCUUGGGAAUGCUGCUGGGGUUGCUGCGCCGCCGUUUUGACAACUUCGCGCGGGCCUUCAAAAACGUCGUCGAAAGUAUCGCGACGCGAGGGGGCCGUGGUCGUCUGGAUCAU